UGACCUCUCCCAUCAACAAGGCAUUUCCACUGCGGAACGUCCGCUAAGCGGAUGUUUUUUAUUUUUCAGUCUCUAGAGUAAAGGUCGACCAAUAGUGGAUUUUACCGACACUGAUAACUAAAGUUUCAAACGAUUAAUCAACCGAUAGAUUUUUAAAACCGAUACUGAAUGAAAACAUCACACAGUAAAAUAAUGCUGAACUGAAUUACAAAAAUAAACAGUACUGACUGUAACAUGAAAAUGUACUGUACUCUUUUUUCCAAAUGAAAUUAAUAUAUAUUAAUAUAUUAGCUAUUAACAAAUAUUCAAGUAAAUUAAAGUUAUACUUGCAAACUGAACCAAAAAGCAACACUUCAAAUAGCAAAUAAAAAUAGAGACAUCCAAAAUGAAUCAAAAAACACUUCAAAUAAUAACAACAAAAUCUGUCAGUGAUUUUUAUUCGCCUCUAGAGGCCGCUCUCGUACUGUGGACAGUGGACAGUGGUGCUUUCUCUGCCGCUCCCGCAACCAGGAAAAACUAUCGGUGUGGAUAUUUGCUGAUAGCUAAUGAGUCAUCCUCUACUCUAGAGUCAGCCUCUACUCUAGAGCUUUCUGUGUAAAUUCUAGAGAUUGUUGUUUGUGAAAAUCCCAGGAUAUCAAAUGAGUCUAUAUUGUUGUUAUCAAGGGGUGAGCAAACUUUUGCCCUCGUGAAUUAUAAAAGAACAAUUCUUGGUAGGCGACAGACUUUUUGGACCCUAUGGUGAUCUGCGGUUGGUUGAUUUACUAAAAUGAUGACGAACCAGCCGUUGUUAAACAUGACUGCGCAUGUCCGUGCUGUGUGCUGAUAGGAGCAGUGUGUGAAGUGUACGAUUACAAUGAAGCCUUGUCUGUUUCUGUUUAGGUGACGAGCAUGGUAAGUACUUUGUCUUGAGUGUUCUUGUCUUGUGUUCUGCUUUUUGCGUGUCUGCUUCUUCUCCAGGCCACACACACACACACACACACACACACACACACACACACACACACAACACACAGCUCUUCCAGCAUGUUCACCUCCAGCUCACGCCCACCACCUCAACUCGGUCACAGCUGCACUGGCCUGCUAGCAUUCAACUCUGUCUGCUUCUCCAGAGUUAUUAUCUGCGAGCUCUUUGUGCUUUUUCAACAUUGCACGGAGCAAUGUUGUUUUUUUUUUUUUUUAACUUUAAUAAGACCAUGUUGGCGUAAGGAAGGAUGUCUUUUGUAUCCUUUGUGCACUCGCAGGUCUGCGCCCGGCUCUUGGAGCUUGUUAAUUAACCUUUGCCACAUUGAUGUGCACAAAAUUGUAAGCAUGCCUUGAAUCGAAGACAAACCUGAAUGUCUAUGUGCAGGGUUAGCCGUUAGCCUCAUCAGGAAGAUUAAAGCUCGAGUUAAUGAGUCAGUAUAUAAAGGAGAAAGACUCCACAGUGUCCUCCACACCUGCAUUCACCAUUAGCUUUGUGUUGUUGACUCCGUUCGGUAGCCUUGAUGGCUCAAUGUAGUGGGAAAAUGUAACACUGGAGAAAAGAAGGUUAUUAUUGCUUACUUUUUACUUGCUAAAGACAUUUUAUUUGUCAGAGAGGGACACUUCUGGUGAUAACGCUAACACACAGGUCAAUAUGUGUAUGGACGGAUACACUACUUCACCUGUUUGGGUAAUGAAUGCGAGUUUAAGAAUACGAAAGACGUUCUUCUGAGCGCACGGCAGUCGCACAAAAACUUAUUUUAAUCAAUCGCCGGGUCUGAUUCUGGUGCACGUUCCUUUCCAAAGUUAAUGUUUUCAUGGCCAUGGACCGAUGCACUUUAUAGCUCCUUUGCUUGUCUGGCUUGGUCGUCGUAUCAUACAUUGAGCGCACAUCUUUUCCUUCUACUGCUGGACUUCUUUUGCCAUCCUCUUUGAAUCCUGAACACUUUUUAUACAGGAUCAGACCGUGAAGGACAAAGCCCUCCAGAGCAUGGCAUCCAUGUCCUCAGCACAGAUCGUCUCCGCCACGGCUAUCCACAACAAGCUGGGCCUGCCAGGCAUCCCUCGACCCGCCUUCCCCGGAGCGGCUGGGUUUUGGCAGGGCAUGAUAUCCACGGGACAGCCAGGAUCCUCACAAGACAUCAAGCCGUUUGCGCAGCAGGCCUACCCCAUACAGCCCACCGUCACAACAGCAAUUUCAAGUUACGAGUCCACAGCAGCACCAGCACCCACAGUACCAGCGUGGCAGGGCCGCUCCAUCGGCACCAGCAAGCUCAGGCUGGUUGAAUUCUCGGCUUUCCUGGAGCAGCAGAGGGAGCCGGAAUCAUACAACAAGCACCUUUUUGUACACAUCGGUCAGACAAAUCACUCCUACAGUGAUGCCCUGCUGGAGUCGGUGGACAUUCGUCAAAUUUAUGACAAAUUUCCAGAGAAGAAAGGAGGACUGAAGGAGCUCUUUGGUAAAGGCCCUCAGAAUUCCUUCUUCCUCAUAAAGUUUUGGGCCGACUUAAACUGCAACGUUCUCGAGGAAACCGGGGCGUUUUAUGGCGUCACCAGCCAGUACGAGAGCCCGGAGAACAUGACCAUCACUUGCUCCACUAAAGUCUGCUCAUUUGGCAAGCAGGUGGUGGAGAAAGUGGAGACGGAAUAUGCUCGCUUCGAGAACGGACGCUUCGUGUACCGGAUAAGCCGCUCUCCCAUGUGCGAAUACAUGAUUAACUUCAUCCACAAGCUCAAACACCUGCCUGAGAAGUACAUGAUGAACAGCGUGCUGGAGAACUUCACAAUCCUAUUGGUGGUCACAAACAGAGACACACAGGAGACCCUGCUGUGCAUGGCGUGUGUGUUUGAGGUGUCGAACAGCGAGCACGGGGCUCAGCAUCACAUCUACAGACUGGUGAAAGAAUGAAGCUCGUGCCAGCCAGCAGAUCUGUCCUAUAGACUCUGAACCUCAAUAAAAAAAAAAAGUGGCAGUGCCUCUAGUUCAACACUCACCCGCAGCGACUCAAGCUCUCAUCCGGGUGAAGCUUAUUGUUAUUAUUAUUUUUUUCAGUCUUUAUUAAUGUAUAUGUGUUCGAUGUUUUGACUGCAGCUGUGAAUCACGGUACAGUUGUAUUAUGUUUUGAUACAGGAAAGAAUCAUUUUAAAGGAAGCCUAAUCGACUCUUCUCCGUAGGACGUGUGUAUAUAUAAAUAUAUAAAGUGGCAGUAUCAUUAGACUUCGAGGUUGGCUUGAAUUUAGAUUAAAUCUGGCUGAGAAAGGCAACGUUUUAGGUUUUAAUCCUAUUAUAAUUAAUGUACACCUUAAAAGCAGAUUUAGACUUUAGGUUCAUAUAAAACAAUACCGUCUAUGAAUGUGUAAGUGUCUGUGUAUAAAUGUAUAUACCCACAUACCUGUAGUCUUUCCAAAGAUUAAAAAAAGUAUUUCAUUUUGAAACAUUUGGUUGAUUAUAGAGGAAUAACUGUAGAGGCCAUCAAAAUAAUAAUAAUAAUAAUAGAGUUACUCAAUUUCGGCAUCUGUAGCAUUCAGGGAAUUUAAAAGUCCAGUCCUUGAAAAAAAUCUCACGUGUCUCACCUGCAAUAAACAAAAAAAAUGUAACCUUUACUCUAUCUAAUAUACUGCAAAUAGUUCCUGCUAACGUUUUAGUGGAUAAACGAGUCACCGAGGGUGCUUUCACACCUAUUAGUCCGUUUGUCGAGUCCGAAUCAGAGUGAAUUGAAUACUUUCGGUAUGUUUUCUACAGUUUCACGUUGCACAUAAUUAAACGAACCAAACGAAGGGCUGAAAACGUGUGUGAAAUAUGUUUUUCAUUCAUUGUUCAGAAAUAUGGCGACUUAAAAAGGUUAACAAAAUAAGUCGAAAUGUUUAGAAAUCACAAGCGUCACAUCUGAUAUUUUUGCCGUAAUGUGACACUGCAGGACUGUGUGGACAAAUCAGGCCUUAGCCUCUGUUCUAGAUUGGAUGCAUGUCUGAUUAGUGACUGCGUGACAUGAAUGCGAAUGGUCAGAAUGGAAUUCAUUUGGCUCCCGACACCCUCUCCCCACAACGCUUAUGUACAUAUUAUGUAUGUUGUCAUUAUCAAUAGUGUCAGCAGUGUAUCAGCAAAACAACAAUGUAGGACAGCGAUGUAGGACAGCGAUGUAUCCUUCCACUAUAUUCAGUGGAAGCACAGGGAAAAUAGUUCUUCAUACAUGUAGAAUCGAUUGAAGCAAAAUUGGAAGGAACAUAUCGAAACGGAGUAGCGUAGUGAACCAACUGCGAAUGCAGGAUGUUUGGCUAGAUAGAUAUACUCACACUAAAGACAGAUAUGGGGCACUAGUGUGAACAGUCAAGACACACAUCCAAUCUGAGCAAAAAAUCUGAAUCGUGCAAUGAAGCUUGUAAUGUGAAAAUAGCCAAAAUAAACAAACAUGUAAAUUAGCAGUUUAAAACACGUACCACAUCCAGAGUUUUUUGAAUGAUAGUCGAAUCAUUUUUUCACUACAAUCAAAACUGCCCUAGAAUUCACUUGGAAGCAAGUUGAGGCCACCACGCUGAGAUGCUCUCAUACCGGUUGAUUUUUUUUUUUCUUUUCCGCACCCGGUUGCUGUGUUCUCACCUAAAGAACCAAGGACGAAAACACACCGGGUUUCAAUUCAAACAGGCUGAACGCUGCAUGUGUGAAAGCACCCUAAAAGCAAGAAAGCACUACAUAUAACACCAGAGGCGAGCUGAUUGUCAAAAUGUCCCUAGCACUUGGAUUCUUUUGGGACAUGCCUUAUCAAGCGAACCUACGUUUUCAGUUUAUCCGACGAGACACAAUCAUAUUAUCUACAGACAUCAGGGAAGAUUCUUUCAAAACUCGUCCUUUAAUCACGUACCUGUCCCGUUUUUUGAUGAGUCCUAAUCCCAGUGUCCUCUGCUGCCUUUAACCCCAACACCAAGCCUCUGUGGCCUCCUAAAAACUGCGAGCCUUAACCAUGGCUGAGAGAUUUUUGGGUUUUUUUUUUUUCCUUUAAAAAAAAAAAGAUGCCACUAAAACUGUGAGCUCUUUCCUAAGCUGGAAGACUUUUCACGUCCUCGUCCCAUGUCGUUCCAUGGAAGUGUACAGUCACAGAGCUGCCAAAGCAUAACAAAGCACAGUGCCUUAAUGGAUGCCUAUAUUCACGUGAGCUGAGAAAACACUAAGUUCAUCGUUUUUUUUUGUGGUCUAAAUGAGAAAAGACUAGCGUGGCUAGUGUGCACGUCAGCUCCAGCUACCACUACAUCCUAGAAAUCUAGUAAAACACUACCAAACUAGCCAUGCCUUUCUUCUUAUCAGAAGAGACCAAAAAUAUAUAUAUCCCUGGAGGCACGAUGAAUCUCCUCCUCGUUUCCUGCACUGUAGCAUACAAGUGCCUUUGGUUCACGUUUUUCCAGCUUAGAAAAGACAAAUCGUAUUUUGCAUGACUAUGAUCAGAACCAAAUAUGUGGAUGUAAAGUCAAAUAUUCACCACAAUGCCUUGCUAAAAGUUUAUAGUAGACGACAAGGGACGGUGGUUAAAUAGUAAAAAAAAAAAUAUAAUGUAUCGACUUUUAAUCAGAGAUUAUUAAUUAUUUGUUCUGUUGUAAAAUAUUUUGCGACACAUCUCAGUUUGUGUUCAAUCCAGAUUUUUAAAAAUCCUGAACUUGUUAGAGACUGCUUGUUACUGUAAAUUGGAAGCCCUUUGUGAUAUUUUCUCUAGACUGGCGUUUUUUUUUGUUGUUGUUGUUGUUUGUUUUUUUUUCAUUUUGUUUUUUAUCAGAAUGCAUAACUUUGAACACUAUUUGAAGUGGAUUUUAAAAGUCCACUUUAUUGGUUAAAACCUUCAGCACAGUUUAAUGUUCUCCUUUAACACUAUUCACCCAAGUUAUUAAUUUCACUCGUUUCUAAACUGCUGUCAUAUGGUUUUAAUGGUUUCAUUGAUCUCCGUGUUGUACUGCUUAAUGUCAACUGUGGACUUUAGUAUGCGUAACAUGAAAACGACAAAUUGUUUCGAUUUUAUUUCCCCGCUUAUUUCUCUGUUCUGGUUCACAUUGUGUGAGUUGCAUAUGGAGAUUUUUCAUGUAUUACUGUUCUACGUGUACACAACUUUUGUUUGUUUGUUUGUUUGUGAUGACAUCAGUAUAUUCGGAAGCCCUGUGUGGCCGUGAUGCUGUUACUGCUGCGCUGCUGGCACCUUGGACCUUCUGUUCCGCCUUUACUUCACCUGGGAGCUGAAUACGAAUGAUUGUACGCUGAAUGUUAGAAGGACAUUCAUUUUGACAGUAAUGGACACUGAGCAGUCGCUUUCUAGAGGAAUGAUGACCGCACGUCAGCAGUCUAGCUCUUUGUUUCUUGAUUUGUAUUUUUGUCUAUGUGUAGGUACUGGUACCUCCUUUGUUUGUUACCAUUUAAGAAGUUGGCUUUAAAACGAACUAUUCUCUAGUUCAAAAUAGUAUCAUUUAAAAAAAAAAAAAAAGAAAAGAAAGAAAGAAAACUAUUGGAUUUGUGUGCAGAGAUUUUUUUUUUUGUAAAAAGGUGCUUUGUAUAAAAUUAUAUAUUCUGGCUUUUCUUGGUACAAAGGCGUGAGAUCUUUUAAUAUCAUUAAUGAUGGUGAAGAGCUGGAGCAAAGGUGAGAGAGAGGAGAUGGGAAAACCUGCUAUGUGUACGUGUUCCUUACUGCAUAUGGUCUUGUCUUUGCUCUGUAACAUUUUUGAUGCCUUCUUGAUAAAGUGGUAGAUAUUUUGUAGCUUUCUAGAUACUUUGUAUGUAUACCAUAUUGAAUAAAAUAAAUAAGGAAAACUG
Molecule: messenger RNA, 6745 nt
Organism: Ictalurus punctatus (channel catfish)
Lineage: Eukaryota; Metazoa; Chordata; Actinopteri; Siluriformes; Ictaluridae
Gene: tead1b
Product: TEA domain family member 1b
Exons: 8
Coding region: 1952-2869 (305 amino acids)
Biological process (GO): regulation of transcription by RNA polymerase II; hippo signaling; embryonic organ development
Cellular component (GO): transcription regulator complex
Molecular function (GO): RNA polymerase II cis-regulatory region sequence-specific DNA binding; DNA-binding transcription factor activity, RNA polymerase II-specific
Source: RefSeq, a predicted model, not a curated record